Messenger RNA from Lineus longissimus, 1521 nucleotides. RefSeq names its product zinc finger C4H2 domain-containing protein-like. The record is from RefSeq and is a predicted model, not a curated record. NCBI's taxonomy places the organism in Eukaryota, Metazoa, Nemertea, Pilidiophora, Heteronemertea, Lineidae. Gene Ontology annotation, cellular component: nucleus. Gene Ontology annotation, biological process: positive regulation of neuron differentiation. Bases 8 to 682 code for a protein of 224 amino acids. The transcript has 5 exons.
CCCAGCCAUGGCGGACGAAGGUGAGAUGCUGUUGCUGAACAAACUCGAACAUAUCAAGGAUAUAAGGGCAAAGACGUUGCAGUUAGAGAAAAUAAAGUCAAGACUUAGACAAGAAUAUGAUGGCACAGAAAUGGAGAACCAGCAUCUUCAGGAGUAUAAACAAGAGAUGGAACUCCUGCUCCAGGAGAAGAUGGCACAUGUUGAGGAGCUGAGACAGAUUCAUGCUGAUAUUAGCCUGAUGGAGUCGACAAUAAAACAAGCGGAAGAGGAGAGACACCGUGCAUUGGAGAGUGCCAAACAUCUGUACGAGGAGUACCGGCCCUUAAAGGAUCACGUGGAUAACCUAAGGACAAAUAUCGGGCUGGAGAAGUUACCCAAACUCGAGGAAGAGGAUGACAAACUGACACCUGAAUACUUUGAAAGUCAGAAACCUGAACGCUAUACUGAGCCCCAAGAUUCCAGUAUUCCACAAAGUCUAGCAGCAGCUGCGGCAGCCGCACAACAAAUCCAGGUGCCGCGGAACAAAAAUGAAAGACAAGCAUUUAGGCAGCAACCCCCUCCCAUGAAGGCUUGCCUCUCCUGCCAUCAGCAAAUCCACAGAAAUGCUCCAAUAUGUCCUCUUUGCAAGGCCAAGAGUCGGUCGCGGAAUCCGAAAAAACCCAAGAGGAAGUUGGAUGAAUGAGAGAAUUCUGAAAAGAUGCUGUUGCCAAGUGCAAUAAAUGAACUUUGGGUAGUGCAGUGGACUAAAUUACUACUUUUGGACUUUCCUGAACUGACAUAUGUGACCCACCAUGGCAAAAUGGGUCACAUGUCGCACAGAAGAUGAGCCUAAAAUGACACCAGGACAUAAUAGAAGAAAUUGAUACACUCAGAUUUCACAAAAGGCAGACAAUAGUGAAAUGAACAACCAGUCCGUCUCAACCUGUCAAGCUCGAAGCGACAUGCGCCUCAUUUUGCUGUGGUGGGUCACAUAUAUGUCAAUUUGGUUGAUAUGAAAGGAGCAAAGCCUUUACAGGGUAUUCCAAGAUAUGUGCUGGCCAACUUUGGUGCAUUCACAAUCUAUGUUUUCAUUGGAUAUGAUUGGGGACUGUCUCAGAUGAAGGUCUGUCUUCAUUUCAUUCAAAUCGGUCAAUCUCUUUCGCAGUUAUAUGAAAAUAUACAUGUGCUUUUCUACACAUCCACUGAAAAUUUGUCCAAUUUGGCUUGUCCAUUUCUCAGGACAGACACCCUGUAUACUUGGAUUUUGAUUAGUUGGGCAAACAUUAGCGGACACAAUCAGUGUUCUUGGCAACUCUCAUGUUUUGACAACAUCGUCAUGCCUAUUCAGGCCAUUUCUUUAGGGUACCCCUGUACGAGGCGAAUCUCACUUAAUCGUAUUGUUUAUCCGCCUUAUUCCGUGUGGCAACUUCCUUGCCUUCGGAAGGUAACUUAUUGUGUUUUAUGUUGAAAAGAAUCAUUGUGCAAAAUGAUUUCUGUUGGUGUAUAUUUUCUUUUCUUGUAAAAAUAAACGUCUGAACAGUA